UGUAUCUGCACUUUCCCUACACUUGACAUCCACCACCUCUUUCGCUCGCUUUCUUCGUCUUUCUACAAUGGCCGACCAGCUUUCCGAAGAGCAAAUCUCUGAGUUCAAGGAGGCGUUCUCCCUGUUCGACAAAGAUAACGACGGCACGAUCACCACGAAAGAGCUUGGGACGGUCAUGCGUUCCCUGGGCCAAAACCCCACGGAAGCCGAGCUGGGGGAUAUGAUCAACGAGGUGGAUGCGGAUGGGAACGGGACGAUCGACUUCCCCGAGUUCUUGACGAUGAUGGCGCGGAAGAUGAAGGACACGGAUAGCGAGGAGGAGAUCAAGGAGGCGUUCAAGGUGUUCGAUAAGGAUGGGAAUGGGUACAUUAGCGCUGCUGAGUUGAGGCAUGUGAUGACGAACCUUGGGGAGAAGCUGAGCGACAAUGAGGUGGAUGAGAUGAUUCGGGAGGCGGAUGUGGAUGGAGAUGGCCAGAUUAACUAUGAGGAGUUCGUCAAGAUGAUGCUCUCCAAGUGAUCGACCGCUGUUACCGUCGCCCCGUCUUUAUGUGCACGCCUAUGCCUCUUUCUGAGUUGAACCAAAUUAGCUGAAUGUACUACGUGAAUGUG
Molecule: messenger RNA, 609 nt
Organism: Dacryopinax primogenitus
Lineage: Eukaryota; Fungi; Basidiomycota; Dacrymycetes; Dacrymycetales; Dacrymycetaceae
Product: calmodulin
Exons: 7
Coding region: 68-517 (149 amino acids)
Biological process (GO): spindle pole body organization
Cellular component (GO): central plaque of spindle pole body
Molecular function (GO): calcium ion binding; enzyme regulator activity
Source: RefSeq, a predicted model, not a curated record